Messenger RNA from Anopheles maculipalpis, 4287 nucleotides. Its product is annotated as nucleolar protein dao-5-like. Gene Ontology annotation, molecular function: microtubule binding. Lineage: Eukaryota; Metazoa; Arthropoda; Insecta; Diptera; Culicidae. Bases 1 to 4284 code for a protein of 1427 amino acids. The record is from RefSeq and is a predicted model, not a curated record. The transcript is spliced from 5 exons. Gene Ontology annotation, biological process: mitotic chromosome condensation; mitotic cytokinesis; establishment of mitotic spindle localization. Gene Ontology annotation, cellular component: nucleolus; microtubule; mitotic spindle.
AUGAAUCGUCUGGAAGAAGCCGAAUCGACGCCAAAAAAGCGUAACCCGAAGCAGCAGCCGGAGGCCGUUGCCAAAGAUGCCGUCACAAAGUCCGGUCGAAAGGUGAAGCGUCCAGCACACCUUGAUUCACCGGAACGGGUACUGAGUGCUUCACUAUCUUCCGAUGCGAGAAAAUCCGUUGCUGCACGGGCACACAAAGCCACCGAACCAGCGUACACAACAACUCCCAGCAAACGUACGGCAACUAAAGAGCAAGUAGGCUCCCCGGAAGAGCUACACGGUUCUCGCAAAACUAUCGCUUCGACCAAAAAAACACACCCUGGCAAACAAUUGGAAGCAACUCCCAAGGGGAAGUUAGCAAAGGAAAGCAUCGUGGAUGACAGCGUCGGUAUCUCAAAGUCGGGCCGCAAGAUAAAAAUACCGGCCAAACUAGCGGAGUUUGACAGUGAUUUGUUGAGCAGUCCGUCGCGUAAGAACAUUGUGCCCGACGAGGAUGAGCCUACCAAGGACAAGCCGACAAAAACACCUGGCCGUGCAAAGCCGGCGGUGAAAAACAUUGCUGUGAACGACGAUGAUGAAGAAGAGAACAACAAAAGAGCCGCCCGAAAGACACCGGGCCGUCGGGCAAAGUCUGUUGCACUUACCGACCAGCCGGAUGAAGAGAACGUUUCAACACCCAGACGAAGAGGGUUAACGUCCUUGUUGCAGAAAGAGGAGCAACCUGCAGAACCAUCUCAUGCCAAGACACCGGGAAAACGGGUGGAAAAAUCUUUCCUCGGUACAGCUGCAAACACACAGCUGAAAACACCCGGACGUCGGGCAAAAUCGAUGGCACCAGUCGCAGACGCGACGGAAGAAAAAGAGUUAAAAACGUCCGUAAAAAUAAUACAAACACCGGGGCGACGUGCUGGCAAAUCAAUCGUGAACGCUGAAGAAAAUUCCAAAUCAGCUCGCGAUGAAAGUCCGGCCGUUGAACAAGUCACUGUUCCGAAAACACCGGGCCGUAAGGCCACCAAAUCAAUGGUCCCUACUGCAAGUGUAGAAAGUCCGACCGCGCAGGGUGCCACUACAAAAACUCCAGGCCGUCCUCGUCUGUCAAAAUCUAAUGCAACCGACAAAAUAGAAUCUAGCAGAAAUUUAGUCAACGUAGACACAGCCUUACACUAUACCGGAACUCAGGCGUCCGGGUCUUCAGCAGAACUUUUAUCGCGUUCCGGGCGGAAGAUAAAACCGAAAAAAGUGUUUGAUUUUGAGCAUGAUGUAAAAACUACUGAACAAACAGCUGACGGCAGUAAGAAACGGAAGGUGGAAAACACGGAAGAAUCUUCCAUCGACACAACGAUGCUGUCCCCAAUGAGCAGGAAAGCCACGGCAUGCGUGGAUGAUGCUCAACAAACACCGAAGCAGAAAAGCCGGCAAGCUUCCCAAACGGAUAAUGAUGCAUUGGUAGAUGGAUCUAUUUCCCGAUCAGGAAGAAAAAUAAAGCCUAAGAAAAUGUUUGGUUUCGAAGAUGGAGAAUCUUCGGCCGACCUUCUUCACAUAACCGGCGCGUCUCCUACGGUGGACAAAAAACCUGCUGGUGGUGAUAAAACAGCAAAAGCAAAAUCCGUAAGCACACCAGCAAAAGCUCGAGCUGCUUCUUCUGUCGAAACCGAUCGUGGAAUAGAUGAAGCGGGCGCGAAACAAUCGUUCAUCACCAGGCGAGGCGUUGACGAUCAUCAUCGCGGGAAGCUUCAACACUCGCUUGACGAAGCGGAUCAUGCCGUGGCUGGUUCGGAACCGAUGAUUAUUCGUACGUCUAUUGGAUUUGGUAAACCAAAGGUGCAAAAUCAGACACCAUCGCUACAAAGAGCGGAAGGAGACGAUGAUGAUGAAAACAUAAAGCGUGCGAUGGACUCUGCUCGGCUUGUGGGAAACAGUCGCUCCGAUACAACAACAUCAUCCAACCAUCAACUGGCUGUUACGGUUAAGGGAAAGCAAACGGUGCGAUCAUCACCAGAGCAAAAAGCUGACGAGGAACAGACACCUGAAGAAAGCUGUGCAACCAAUUCAUUGGUGGAAAAUGCAGAUACCGAUGAAAUGAUGGCAACCGAUGAGGCAGGAGUUGACAUUCCAGAAGGACCUGUUAAAAUGUUUGCCACGGAAAAUGAACCACCCAUUAAGAAUAUAACCGAGAACGAUGAAGAACAAAUGCCGGAACAAGAGUCAAACACUGCAGAGUCGGACAGUAACGGUAUGGAUGUGGAACCGGAAAAAGAUCUCGUUGAUGUGGAAAAGGACCAGGAAGCAGAGGUAGCUAUAAAUGAUUCACAGAUGGUUGAGCAAAAAGCAGAAGAUGAACCGGAAAAACAACAAACGGAUCGAGAAGAGGAAGGAUGUUUCGAUGAUAAAAAUAACCUGUUAAACAAUGUUACUCUUCCAGAUGUUAUGAAUUCCGAUGGAUCAGAGUCAGUUGCCCAACCCGAUGCAACGGAGGAAAAGGCAUUGCCAGAAGUUUUAAUGGAAAAUAGUACUGAAAAGGAUGCAGAAGUGGCACAAUGUAAAACAACCGAUCGGGAGGACACUUCCAUAGCCAACAUUGAGAGUGAAGCAAAUGGAUCUGCAGAACCGAAGGACAACAUCAAAACAAUACCACACGACGAAGAUGUAUCAGUAGCUGGUGCUGUUGAUGAUAUCCAGCCGGAGAUGGUGGAGCAGACCAGUGAGGUUGUAGUACCUACCGAUGAUAUCAAUGCCUCGACCGCAAUACAAAACGAUGCUGAAAUGCUGGAAGAAACACCUUUUGGAGACAUCGAAUAUUUGGAGGAUGAGAAAAGUAAUAUUGUGGAGCACAUUCAAAAGCCUUCUUCCCCGCAUGAAGGACUGUCGGUUUCAUCUUCAUCGCUUGAAGAAGCUGUUACUAACCACACUACAUUAUUCCCAACUGUUGUACCUUCGAUUAUAAUCGUUCAAGAAACACCUCACGCGCUGAAUGAUACAUUUUCACCUGUAAUACCAAGUCGGGGAAUUUCUUCCAGUGGCGUUACGGUUAUCGAUAUAACUGCGGAUACACCUCGUCCAGCAGUAGCAGCUGCGGCACCUCGCACACCCGAUUCAAAGCUACUGACAGGACAGGAAGCGUCGGACAAAUGCUCUCCCGAUAAGCCACCGGAAGUGAUCGAAAUAAUCGAUAGUCCAGCAGUGGCGGCGUUUUGUAAGCAGAUCAACGACCAACCCGGCGCAGAGGGUGGCAGUGCCACAAGCACCCCUUUAGCCGUAAGGUCCGUGCUGUUGCAAUUCAAUCAGGAAUUUGUUAAUGAAGAGCAGCAGGAGCCGGUGGAGCAAAACGAGGGACGCAAACGAUCACUUUCAGCCAGCGCAGCAGACAUGACAAUGAAACGGAAUGUCACCUUCCACAGUCCGGCCAACUCUACCAUGCUGGUGGAAACCAUCGACGAGCGAUUGAUGCUGAAAAGCCUGCAGGAGCAGCAGCAACAGCAACAAGACACGAUCGAGCGCAGCAGCUGCUCGAAAGGCAUUGGGGAAAAGCUGCGCAAACCACGCAACCGUUCGUUAUCAGAACAUAAGCCAUCGGAAAUGAAGCGCAAAAAGGUCAGCAAGCUGCCGAAUUUUAAGUCCAUUCACGCGAAUCAUUUCAAUCGUAUGGAAUCGCUUGCCGAGUUCAUGAAGCGCAAGGAGUCACGCGCCAAACAGAUCCUUUCGUCGUGCGGUUCAGCAUCGAAGCUGCUCUCCAAUCCCAGCACCAUAACGACGGAUGCUGUGGAAAAACCUUCCGAUGGUAAGUGUAAAUCGGCGAUCAAGAAAGUCCCACCGCCGACCACGAAACCAUUCGUUUUCAAAUCCGCUGGCGGAGGAGGAAUACCGGUGCCAUCGUCGGGAGUGGUCGCCGGGCUAUUUGUAAAGCGUACCAAGGAAGCACCGAUGGCAGCAAAGGCUGGGUCCGAAGGAUCGGGCGAGCAUCAUCAUCAAACACUGUCUGCAACGGCAACGGUUGCCCCAGCCAGCGUCGCGAAGAAACCUAUACCAAGCGAUACGGAGCGAAUGGCUAACCGGUUAAAGCAAUUUCAGACCACUUUUAAACCGAAACAGAUGGCUACCGGUAUGGGUGAUAAUACUGUUAAAGGACCACUGUCCAGCACGGCAAGCACUAGCCAUACCACGGUCGGUGGUGAGCGUCCAGUGGAUCAAUUAAGGUCGAAGCAGUCGAAAAUUCUGAAGGGUGUGCGUACGAAUCGACGGUUCGAGCUGCAGAUGAAACAUCGGGACAAUGUUCAACAUAAGUGAACA